AUGUUUAGAGCAUUAAGAUUAGCUAGUCUAAGAAACAUUAGCGUAUCGGCUAAAAGAUUCGGUUCAACUUUAGCAUUUAUUGAAGCUCAAGGUGAUGUUAUAAGUUCAGCUUCAUUAUCAAGUUUAACAGCUGCAAAGCAAAUUGGUCAACCAAUUACUGCUAUUUUAUUCGGUUCAAAUGCUAAAAAUGCAUCCAGUGCAUUGAAUAAGAUUGAUGGUUUAGAUAAAAUCUUGAUUGCUUCAAAUUCAGAAUUUGAUCAUAAUUUACCUGAAUUUUUAUCACCAGUUAUUUCAAAUUUAAUUAAUGAAACUUCUUAUGAUUUUACACAUUUUAUUACACCAGCAACUGCAAUGGGUAAAAACAUCUUACCAAGAAUUGGUGCGCUAUUAGAUGUCCAACCAAUUUCUGAUAUAAUUAAAGUUGAAGAUUCAUCAACUUUUAUAAGACCAAUUUAUGCAGGUAAUGCUUUAAUUACUGUUAAAUCAAAUGAUUCCAAAAAAUUAAUUUCUGCAAGACCUUCAGCAUUUGAACCAAUUGGUCAAACUUCUGAAAAUUCAUAUCAAAUUGAAGAAAUAACACCAACUUUAGAAACUUUACAAAUUGAAUGGGUUUCAGAAAAUUUAGUUAAAAGUGAAAGACCUGAUUUAUCAUCAGCUAAAAAAGUAGUUAGUGGAGGUCGUGGUUUAAAAUCAAAAGAAAACUUCGAAACUUUAAUAACACCAUUAGCAGAUGCAUUAGGUGCAGGUAUUGGUGCUACAAGAGCUGCUGUCGAUUCAGGAUUUGUUGAUAAUUCAUUACAAGUUGGUCAAACUGGUAAAGUUGUUGCCCCAGAUUUAUAUGUUGCAGUGGGUAUUUCGGGUGCUAUUCAACAUUUAGCAGGUAUGAAAGAUUCUAAAACUAUUGUUGCUAUUAAUAAAGAUGAAGAAGCUCCAAUUUUUAAUGUUGCUGAUAUUGGAUUAGUUGGUGAUUUAUUUGAAGUUGUUCCUGAAUUAACUGAAAAAGUUAAAUAG
Molecule: messenger RNA, 1011 nt
Organism: Hansenula anomala
Lineage: Eukaryota; Fungi; Ascomycota; Saccharomycetes; Phaffomycetales; Wickerhamomycetaceae
Gene: AIM45
Product: Aim45p
Exons: 1
Coding region: 1-1011 (336 amino acids)
Cellular component (GO): mitochondrion
Molecular function (GO): electron transfer activity; flavin adenine dinucleotide binding
Source: RefSeq, a predicted model, not a curated record